Molecule: messenger RNA, 1011 nt
Organism: Toxorhynchites rutilus septentrionalis
Lineage: Eukaryota; Metazoa; Arthropoda; Insecta; Diptera; Culicidae
Gene: RPA2
Product: replication protein A 32 kDa subunit
Exons: 3
Coding region: 149-895 (248 amino acids)
Biological process (GO): nucleotide-excision repair; double-strand break repair via homologous recombination; DNA replication
Cellular component (GO): site of double-strand break; DNA replication factor A complex; chromosome, telomeric region
Molecular function (GO): DNA binding
Source: RefSeq, a predicted model, not a curated record
AUUGUCGUCAGUUUUGGCGCGUUCGAUUUCAUACCGACUGUUUGUUUCGGUGUUUACAGAAUCGCUUUUUUGAUACGGAAAAUUUCGUGUUUUUACCUGGAAGAUAAGUUUUAUUUGUGCAUCUACGAUUCGAACAUAUUGACCAACAAUGAACGAUAGCUUUGGCGGCGGCUUCAAUGUUACCUCCACCGGCGGUGCCGCCCAGGAGAACAAAGCCGAGGGUGUGCUUCCGCUGUUCAUCAAACACAUCCUGACGCAACGCUCCGAAGAGAACUCGGUCGAGCUGUUCGGCAUCCAGUACAGUAUCGUGGCGUUGGUGGCGAUCGUGCGACAUAUCGAUCACUCGUCGACCAAGGUUACCUACCAGCUGGAGGAUCACACCGGCCAGAUCGACGCUCAUCUCUGGCUGGAGGAGAACGACGGGGCGUUGCAUGUCCCCGGGAUCAUAGCGUACGGGUACGUGCGGGUUGUGGGCUCGGUACGUAACCAGGGCGAUGGCAAAGCGAUUAUGAUUUUCAACAUCGAGCAGGUAAAGCAUCCGAACGAGGUAACGACACAUCUGCUCGAGGUGCUGAACGCUCGCUACAAAAGCGAAGAGUACGCGAAGGGCGGAAAGGGUAGUCGCAUGGAGGGAUUGGAGACGGAAGAGCUUUCCAGCGGAGGGUUCAUGGAGACAGACGGCGGGAACACGUUGGGUCUGACCGGCAAGCAGGUGGUGGUGUACAAGGCCAUCAAGAGUAAUGUGUCCGAGAAGGGCAUUACUUUGCAGGAACUGCAACGCAAGUUUGCUCACAUCAGCGUAUCGGAAAUUAAGAGUAUCACUGAUUAUAUGAUCCAGGAGGGAAUGAUCUAUACCAGCGUGGAUCCAGAACACUUCAUUUGUGUGGAUGCAUAAUUUGUUAGUUGAAAUAAUGUAUAAUUGUUUUCCAUUUGCUACAUAAACAUUCUUAUCUGUUAUAUUGAUUGAAAUUAUUACAACGUAAAUAUGAAAUAUUGACUCUAUGGCACUAA